This is a messenger RNA of Eurytemora carolleeae, 1583 nucleotides long. RefSeq lists its product as uncharacterized. Bases 159 to 1007 code for a protein of 282 amino acids. The record is from RefSeq and is a predicted model, not a curated record. Lineage: Eukaryota; Metazoa; Arthropoda; Copepoda; Calanoida; Temoridae. The transcript has 9 exons.
UGUGAAGUUGAAGCCUUAAAGCUUGAAUUGAAUUGAAUUUAAUUCUAAUUUGAGUUGGGCCUUCUGUACCGCUGAAAAAGCUCAUAGAGAAAUAAUCAUUUUUGUGGGAAUAAAUCACAGAUACAAUGUACUUUGUCUGAUCUAGACAAAAGGUAGGAAUGAGUGAGCUGAGUCGUGUUCCGGAAUACAGGGAACGGAUAGAUACAGAGGAGGAGGAGGAGGAUGGGGAGUUAACCUCCGGCUCAUCUAGAGAAUCUUCUCUAGAGAGAGAGAAGAGCAGAUUGGCGUACAAUGACGCAGGAGAACGAGCUAGCGAGUAUCUUAGAUCUGUUCUGGGAACCAGUUUGAACGAGAUUUUGACCGAAUGUGCACAAACAAGGCCUGAUGAUCCUUUAGCGUUCAUUGCACAGAAGCUGGAGAAGAUUGGAAAAGAUAGGAAUACAACAGUCAACACAAGGGUAAAAAGUUCCGAUACAUUCAAGAGGUCAAUAGAUACUCCUCUUAGUCUCAGUGCAAGUGUAAACGAGGUUGAUGAGCGAAGAUUACCCCCCUCCACUGUGAGUUCUGCACCUGAGAGCAGUAAAAUACCAAAAUGGAAGGAAAUCGUCUCUGCUGCGUCUUCAGCUCCUUCAGCUAACGGGGUUUCUAGUGCUCCCAGCAGUACCUGGAGUUAUAACAGCUACCAGGCUAAUCCAACUAGACGAUCUCUUAGCUUAAACGCACUCAGAGAUGAUCAAACCGAUGGUACUCUGCCGGACACUGACAAGAAACAAAGAAAAAAGAAGAAGAAGACCCCGACGGUUGCAAUGACAGCUGAUGAUUAUAGAAAGAAACGAGGAAUCAUUCAAGUCAGAAAAACUGAGGAUGAAAAUCCGGCCGCCGCGGGUCAGAAGAAGAGCCGCAGGAAGCCUCGACCACCGUCCAUCCUAACCGACGAUUUUGAUAUCCAGAAACAUUUCGAGAGGAGCAGGAAAAUGCGCGACCAGCGUUUAGUCAAGGAGAGAUAGUUAGAUACAAACAGCUGAUGUACUGUGGGGGCGGCCAUGAAAAUUUCGCAGAACUUCUUUUGUUCCUUUCUCGUUAACCAUUUGUACUCUCAUUAUAUAAUUAAAUCGAUUCUAGAUAAAGGAUUUUGCUGCAAUUUAGUGACAUAUAAAAUAUUUAUUGCGCAUAAAAGUCCUCCAAAAAAAGAACUUUAAAAUAGUUACAAAAUUGCGUACAGGAUUGGAUAAAAAUUUCAAAUCCUUAAUUAUAGCAAUACUUACCGAUUCUUUUUAUGUAGCUUACGAUCUGAAAAUUGUUACAAUUAGAGGUUUACGGAAACUUCAAUGAUAAAAAUUUACUUUUAAACUAAUUUAUUUUAUUCCUUUUUACGGAACAAUUCAGAUUUAUUCUGGUGAUUUUAAAGAAAUAGGUAUUUUCCGGAAGUAUUGAAGGCCCCACCGGAUAUUUCCAUUUCAAAUACAUUUUUCAGCAACGGAUACUUUUUUUAAUGUACUAAAUUAGAAAAAACCACCAUAUUUGUAAACCCUUAUUUAAAAAUAACAAAAAAAAUCAAUAAAUAAACAAAACAUUGUCUCUCA